AAAGCGCGCGUAGCGGCGGUUGUAUUUUAACCGUUGGGGUGUAUGUUCGGGGGUGGUAAGUCGGCUGUUUCCGGGCGAAGCCGGUGGGCGCGGGAGGGUAGCUGCCGUGAGGCUCCCCGCUUUAGUAAAUAAAGGAAGGCCUCGCUGGCCUCUCUGACAUGCACCGAGGGCCGCCUUGCAUUCCUCUCCUCCCUGUGUGCCUUCCCCCGUAUUGCGCUGCUCGGCGGUGGCUUCCCUCAGGCUCUCCUGGAAAUGUCUUGCCUCACACUUCGCACACCGCAUCCAUGAGUGACCAGUGCUGCUUUCUUGAUUUUUAUCGGGGGGAAGGAAGUAGGGGGAAACUCGCCAGGAAGUUUGCUUUGUUUAUUGCGGGCCCAAUCGCAGGGCGAGGCAGUGGCAAAAUAGAAGACAAACAGCAGAAAAAGAGAGAGAUACUGGGGAGGACAAUGACAGUAAGUAAUUUUCGCCAGCCUCCUGGACGUUCCAACUGCUGACUUAGCUAGAGUUUGCUUGCCAAGACUUGAAAGGAAGGGAUCUAGCCGUGAAACAGCAAGCUGGAAUCCUCCUGUCUCAUGUGUGGUUCAAAUAUAGGAAGAGCUUCAGUUUUCAGACUGGGGCACCUACUAGUGGACAGGAUGAAGCCUACCAGCCUGCUGUUAGACUGAAACAAUAACAGCACAAGGAAUGUUCCAAGGGAAAUAAGUACCUCUUCAAUCAGAUAAUUUGCUUUCCACCAGCGAACUCCAGAAGUAGUGCCCUGUUCAGAGAUGUCAACAAGAAAACUGCCAGGAGUGUUUCAUCCAUUCGUAGCACAUUUCCUGGGAAAAGCAGGAAUGUGUGACUGCUUUUGUUCACUGGUGAAAAUGCCGUUUUGAAAAAGGUUUAACAGAAUGAUCCUGUGAAUUAUCUGAGUUAAGCUGCAGUGACUACAGAAUUGUAAUCAAAUUUCUGUGAGAAGAUCAAAAAUCUGGAAUACAUAUCAGAGAUCUUGGGCUCCUGAUUUCAAGUGGAAGCAUUCAUGAUUGUGCGUGUUUUGCCAUCACUUCAGAAAAAAUGCCAGAUGUGAGCAGAAGCUGAUGUCCAAAGUGCCAAGUAGCAGUGAACAUCCAGAUUUGAAUAAUAUGAAAAUCAUAAUAUUUCAGCAUAGAAACAUGACUGAAAAAUUUCAUUGGUGAUGUUCAUCUCCUUGUCUUCAUGCAUUUCAAUAAACCUGGAUAUUUAACUAAAAGUUAACAAACACAGCUACGUUUUAGAGACAAUAGUACCCUUUCCCUUAAGAAGUCUGAUGCUGUUGAAGCAUGUUUCCCAGGUUCACUGUGACUCUUUGCUAGGGACCAAAAAGUAAUAAGGAACAUCCCAUAAAAGUCACAUUGGGUAGAAAUGGCUGUUGAACACCAUAGUGCUUUGGGCUCUUUAAAACACAAACUGUACCAUUUAUUAAGUCUUUCAGUUGUAUGAAACAUUUCAGUUUGUAAUGUUUUAUUAGGGAUUACUUAACCACUUUCCAAAUCAGUAGGAUGGAAUUUUUUAUUGGGUAAUUUGUAUGAAAUAUUAAUAUUGCUACCCUUUAAUGAAUUAUUUGAAAAAUGAAGAUUAUAAGUCACAUUUUAAGCACCGUGUGUUAAAUGAACUAUUAUAUUUAUUAAAAUUUUCAUAAUCAAAAAACUGAAAGAACAGCAUGUCUGCAGCACCUCAAAUUCAUAUUUUCUUUGGUGCACCUAGCCUCCCAGCCUCAUUAAAGACUUCUAAAGAAGAGAGGUUUUCAGCAUCUACUGCUGAAAAAUGGCAGAAACUCUACUUUUCAUUUCCUAAGGACACUUUUAAUCUUGGUACUAGAAAAUGUAUGUUUCUUGAACAUGUAGAUCAUCGGACACCGAAUGAUACAGAAUUGACUGCUCAGUCCAAAGAUGACUUCCCCCCAGAUGGUGGAAAAGAAUAUGGGUUGACUGAUGUUAUUUUGACAGACUGUAGAGCUGGUGCUGGAAGGGUAAAAUUACUCAGCAAUGAAGCUAAGCAACUUCCAUAUCAGCAGCUUCUCACUGAUAUAAAAACAGGUGAACCAAGCAAGCAGUCUGAAGAUGCUGAAGAAGGUACCAGUAAGAUGCAUAACCACCUUACUAUUCUUCCCUUGGCUUCUAGUACCGAAAAGUUUAGCAGAGGUCUGGAGUCUAUAGGACAGGAUGAUAAACCAUCCGAUGUUCAGUGUGCUCAUUACCAGCUCUUGAAUCAAUACUCGGAGGGAUGUUUCCCACAAGUAAUGAAAGAAUCAAAGACUGGAAAACCACUAAAUGUCUAUUCAAAUCUUCCAGUUUCAACAGACACUGAAUUCCUUAGUAUUCUGACUUCAAGCCAAGUUGCUCUGCUUUCAGGAGGGCAUGCUGUAGGACAAAAUGAAACACAAAGCAAAUCUACAAAGGCGAGUGGAACAGAAUUGGAUGGACUUUGUAGGGAAGAUGAAGCAUCCACAGAGCUGCAUAUUCAGUUAAAUGAAAGUGGUGGUUUGUGUGCAAAUAUCACUGAUACAGAUAGCUCUCUUGAACUGUUUGACUUUGAUAGUACCGUGAAAAGCAACUCGUAUUUGAGAGAAAAUAGCUUUCAAGAAAAUGCUGAUAUGCCUACAGACCAUUUGUGUUCAUCUGAUGAUAAACCUAAAAAAGAGGUACAUCAUAUUGAACCGUGGAAGAAAGGAAUAUUGUGUUCUCAAGUCAGCCACUCUGCUAAAAGAUCUCAAACAUCUGAAGAUAUUUCACCGGCAACUUACAUUACACUUGGAGACCAACAGCAAUCAAAGAAAGCCAAAUUGAUUUGUUCUCCAGUUUGUGCAGUUCCACAAAUAGAGCAACUGAGAAUUUCAGGGUUUAAGAAAGUUUUGAAACAGCCAUCCCUGCUUAAAGACUGUUUAUGCAAAGGUCAGAAGUACACCGUCUUGGUCACAGUUCUACAUCCUUGCCAUAUUAAAGAAAUACAAACAAAGCCAGGAUCUAAAUUGUCCUCAAGAGUCCCCCUAGCCACAGUCGUAGUUUUUGAUCAGUCUGAAGUACAACGAAAGAUUGCAUUGUGGAGAGCAGCAGCAUUUUGGUCACUUACAAUGUUUCCUGGCGAUAUAGUACUAUUCACAGAUGUGAUUAUAAAUGAGAAUCGCUGGAAUGGGGAAAUAUUGCUGCAGUCAACGUUCACUAGUCGGUUAUUGAAUCUUGGAAGCUGCUCGACUAUUAAUCCGAACAAAUUCUCGCAUAUAGUGGAUGUUAAUAUUCUUCAGGAUUUGCUGGCAUAUGUGUUUUCCAAGCAAGCCUAUCUUCAAGCUCUCCCCCAAAGGCAGACCCAGACUUUGAACAAUAUACAAUAUAUUCAACUAGAUCAACUCAAACCAGAUAGAUUGGUGCACGCAAUAGUGAAAAUUAUCAACAUCACUGUGCUAUCAGAAUCUACAUACAGUUACAAAGGAGAAACAAAAAGAAAAAUUAUUUUAACAGUGGAACAGAUGAAGGACCAGCAUUAUGUCUUGGUGUUAUGGGGCGCUCUAUCAGCUCACUGUCCUCAGCUUCAAAGGAAAAGAGACCACAUAUGGGAAUUCAAAUACCUAUUUGUAAAACACAGUCCUAUCUCUGGUGAACUCGAAUUGCAUACAACACCAUGGACAUCUUUGGAGUGCCUCUUCGAUGAUGAUAGAAGAGCUAUUGAGUUCAAAGAGAAGUUUCAGAAGGAUGUCAGAUCACUGAUGGGUGUAACUACUCUUGCUGCACUUCUGGAGGAAAAAUGUUCUGGAAUGAUCCAAGUGAAAGCCUGCAUCUCAGAGUUGAAGUUUGCUGUUGCCUCUUCUCCACAUGGACAACUUGUCUUUGAUUAUAAAACUUCACUGCAGCAGAUAUUUGCUUCUCUUACUCAGAUCACCUAUGCGGGCUGUGCAAAAUGUGGACUUGAACUACAAAUAGAUGAUAACAAGAUCUACAAACAGUGUGUUAGCUGCUUACCCUCUAAUAAAGUGAAGAUAUUCUACAGACCUGCACUGAUGACUGUAGAGGAUGGGAAAUGUGAUGUGUCCGUUCAAGUGGCGUCAGAACUAAUGGAGAAAAUGUUCCUCAAUAUUCCAGCAGAGUGGCUGAACAAGGCUAUAGCGCCUUCUUUAGAGACCACAUACGGCAUGAUAGUAGCAGAUCUGUGUCAUUCGCUGCUCACAGACACACAAGCAUCCUAUAUUUUGGAAAUCAGGAGCCAUUUUGUACUGGAUGAAAAUAGCUACCCUUUGGAGAAGACUUUCAAUUUGCUGGAUUUUCAUCUUGAUCUCUGAAUAUAUAUACUGAAAUGAAAUAUUUAUUUUUAAUCAUUUAUAAAAUAUCCCAGGUUUUGUAUUUUUAUAGAUACCCUUUGUAUUAUUUAUGAGCAGCAAUUAUUUCUGUGCAAGAUCCUUCUGGUAAUUAUUAUGAAACUAGCUUUUGUGACUAAUAUUGCUCUUGCCAUUAUUUUUCUUCUAGAAGAAAGAUUAAUUAUUGGGGUAUUUUGAAAACAUCCAGUCAACAUUUUAAAUGUCUUACCUAAAAAGCUGUUUUCCCUACUCCACCUUUCCAUAUGAACCCCAAUUUUCUUACCAUUUUUUUACCAUUGUACAGUGAUAUUUAUAAUAAAAUUCACUUUUGAAAGUA
This is a messenger RNA of Podarcis muralis (Common wall lizard), 4640 nucleotides long. NCBI's taxonomy places the organism in Eukaryota, Metazoa, Chordata, Lepidosauria, Squamata, Lacertidae. The record is from RefSeq and is a predicted model, not a curated record.